AUGCCCCCCUCAAUACCCCAACCCUUCAAAGGAGAAUCAAAAGACCCUUUUGCCACGCCUUCCGAGCUGUCGCGCUCAGAACAGCCAAUUUCGGAGAACGAUUCCCAAGAUGCCGGCAUGGAUACUAUCGAAAAGUCGACACAAGACAAGGGCAAGGGGAAGCAGGACAAGGUCCGAGGCAAGGGGCUGACAGAAGGGGAUAAUGAUAUGCCGGACCUGCCAGAAAAUAAUCUGAAAUUGGUCAUGCCCUCACUAGCCCUAGUGAUGUUUCUGGCUGCACUGGAUCAAACAAUCGUGGCGACAGCCCUUCCUACAAUAGCAGAGCAGCUCAACGCGUCGCCGUCCGAGUAUUCAUGGGUAGGAACGUCGUACAUGCUGGCCUCAACCCUCCAGACGCCCAUCAACGGCCGUGUUUCCGACAUCGUCGGACGGAAACCUUUGCUCUACGCUGCAAUCUUGAUCUUUACAGUGUUCAGUGCGCUUUGCGGGGCGGCCAAGACGAGCACUUGGCUCAUUGUGGCUCGAGCAUUCCAGGGUUUGGGGGGAGGUUGUAUCAUCGGCUUGACAUCCAUCAUUGCGUCUGAUAUUGUGCCCUUGGAGAAGAGAGGUGCCUAUCAGGGGUUUCUGGGAGCGUCUUGGGGUGUUGCGAGCGUGUUGGGACCGAUCCUGGGAGGAGUCUUGACCAGUAAAGCCUCAUGGCGAUGGUGUUUUUACAUCAACCUUCCUACCUGUGGCGUCGCCUUGCUCUUCUUGGUUUUCACUUUGAAAUUAAACCCCACUCGCAAAUUGACGCUUGCUGAAUUCCGAGCUUCGUUUGACUUUUUGGGACUGUUGCUCUUGAUGAUGUCGUCCGCCCUCCUCAUUGUCGGUUUCUCCCGAGCAGCCGACUACGGCUUUGACGCGCCAUCGUCUUACGCCAUCAUCAUUGCUGGCGGCGUGAUCUUCAUCUUGGCUGUUCUCAACUUUCUCUUUACUCAACGCAAUGCCAUCAUACCGGCAAGGAUGUUCAAAAACAGAACAACACUGUUCUUCUUGAUUGGGUCGUUGCUCCAUGCCUCGGCUUUCCUUCCCAGCAACUAUCUUUUGCCGCAAAUGUUCCAGGGACUGAGAGGAGACUCGCCUAUCCAAUCCGGUGUACACAUCCUGCCUUAUUCGAUUGUGGUAGCGUGGAUGACCGUCGUCACUGGACAAAUCAACUCUCGCCUCCGAAUAAUGCGCCCCACUGCCUGGGUGGGCUAUGCUUUUGCUGCGCUCGGAUAUGGUCUAUUUUACAAAUUCUACACCUCUACUGCCUCUUACGCCACGCAAGAAGGCUUACUUGUCCUUGCCGCCGUGGGCAUUGGAUCUAGUCUGCAGUCGCCCAUGUUGAUUCUGCAAGCGGCGAUGCCGUUGAAGGAAAUGGCAGCUGCUACCAGUGCUUGGUCUUUGACAAGAAUGAUGGGUGGAAGUAUCGGGCUUGCCGUCUUUACGGCUAUCCUGAAUACCGAGAUGCGCUCGAAAUUCAAAAAGAUUGAUGGCUAUGGCACCGAAUUCACCGUCCCCGAAUCGGCAUCUGGUUACUCUGCCCUCCAGGAGCUGCCUGAUGGAAGCAUGAAAGAACAAGUGAUGGCUGCAUUUGCAGAUUCAUUCAGACUGUGCUGGAUCAUCGGAUGCGCGUUCUUCUUGGUCGCGCUUGCACUGACACUGUGGACGAGGUCGUACAGUACUAGGAGAGGCCAGGUCACGCAGGUCGUACCGAUUGCGGGCGAUGAAACUGCUCUUCCUACAGAUGUGGAUGUAGAAGCGCAAGGGGACAAGGUGACGAGUGGCCCAGGGCUUGCUACCCGAUCGUUGACAAACCUAGAGAAAUAA
Messenger RNA from Cryptococcus amylolentus CBS 6039, 1851 nucleotides. RefSeq lists its product as hypothetical. Gene Ontology annotation, cellular component: membrane. The record is from RefSeq and is a predicted model, not a curated record. Gene Ontology annotation, biological process: transmembrane transport. Lineage: Eukaryota; Fungi; Basidiomycota; Tremellomycetes; Tremellales; Cryptococcaceae. Gene Ontology annotation, molecular function: transmembrane transporter activity. The coding region runs from base 1 to 1851 and encodes 616 amino acids. The transcript is spliced from 13 exons.